Mustela erminea (ermine) is the source of this 426-nucleotide messenger RNA. RefSeq names its product mitochondrial ribosomal protein L53 (gene MRPL53). The transcript is spliced from 3 exons. The record is from RefSeq and is a predicted model, not a curated record. NCBI's taxonomy places the organism in Eukaryota, Metazoa, Chordata, Mammalia, Carnivora, Mustelidae. The coding region runs from base 28 to 369 and encodes 113 amino acids. Gene Ontology annotation, cellular component: mitochondrial large ribosomal subunit.
ACGAGGCCUUCCGGCGCGGAGGUCACCAUGGCGGCGUCUUUGGCUCGGCUCGGCCUCCGGUCAGUGAAGCAGGUUCGCAUUCAGUUCUGCCCCUUCGAGAAGAAUGUGGAGUCCACGAGGACCUUCCUCCAGGCGGUGAGCAGCGAGAAGGUCCGUUCCACCAACCUCAACUGCUCGGUGAUUGCGGACGUGAGGCACGACGGCUCCGAGCCCUGCGUGGACGUGCUGUUCGGAGACGGGCAUCGCCUGAUUAUGCGCGGCGCUCACCUCACCGCCCAGGAAAUGCUCACAGCCUUUGCCUCCCACAUCCAGGCCAGGGCUCCUCCGGCGGGGAGCGAGGACAAGGCCGGCGCGAGUACCGGGCGCUGAUAGCGCAAAAUAGCCCAACAAGCAGGUUUUAGCUUGGGAUGGCUAGGAUACCUACCU